AUGCAAGUUAAUCUUGUAUUGACAGUGACAAUACUGUACAUUACCAGGCUUUGUCCUGCUCUGUGUGGAGUUCAUCCAGUAACCUGCAUCCUGCAAGGUGACCCACAGCCUCCUGCUCUCUUCAAGGAUGGAGAUUUUCUUAUUGGAGGGGUUUUCUCUAUUCAUGACUAUCUGAAGACAGAGAAUCACACAUACACCAGACGACCACAGCCACUAGAGUGCAGUGGCAGCAUGGACACCAGAGAGCUGCGCUUUGGCCGUGCCUUGCAGUUUGCCAUUGAGGAGAUCAACAACAGCUCUGAUCUGUUACCUGGCAUCACUUUAGGCUACCACAUUUAUGAUUCUUGUGCUUCUGUGCCAAUGGCAAUAAAAGUAGCGUUUCAGCUUGUCAAUGGAUUUGAUCUCAAAUAUAAUGACUCUGAUUCUUGUGCAAAAUCUGCCGCUGUAACGGCUGUAGUUGCAGAAUCUGGUUCAACACCGUCUAUCAGCAUGUCAAGAGUUUUUGGUCGAUUUGGAUAUCCACAGGUGAGUCAUUAUGCAACAUGUGCGUGUCUCAGUGACAAGCGUCAGUAUCCGACUUUCUUCAGGACCAUCCCUAGUGAUCACCAUCAAGCGGCUGCAUUGGCACGAAUGGUCAAGCAUUUCGGAUGGACGUGGAUCGGGGCGGUGCACAGUGAUUCAGACUACGGGAACAAUGGCAUGGCAUCGUUCCUGAAAGCUGCGGAGGAGGAGGGAAUCUGUGUGGAGUAUUCAGAGGCCUACUACAGGACCCAACCACGCAGUAAACUUAAGAGGGUCGCAGAUGUCAUUCGCAGGUCAACGGCUCGUGUAAUAGUUGCCUUCAUGGCCUCAGGUGAUAUGAGGUUCCUCUUAGAGGAGCUUAGCAAGGACCCCCCACCACCUCUGCAGUGGAUUGGCAGUGAGACUUGGAUUGUAGACUCAGGAAUGCUGCACCUCAAUUUGUGUAUUGGUGCUGUGGGCUUUGGUAUUCCACGCUCUGUUAUCCCUGGCUUUCGUAACUUUCUGCUUAAUCUUUCUAGAGAUGAGGUGCAAAAAUAUCCCCUAUUGACAGAAUUUUGGGAGAGCUCAUUUAGUUGUAGUUUAAGGCAGCAGACAGAUUCUUCAUCUGGUUUAUCAGCAUGUGAUGGCACUCAGGACCUGCACACAUUACAGAACCCAUAUACAGAUACGUCCCAAUUGAGAAUCACUAACAUGGUGUAUAAAGCCAUAUAUGCUAUAGCUCAUGCCAUCCAUGCCAUUGUCUGUAACAACAAGCAAUGUGACAAAAACAUCAAAAUUGAACCCUUGCAGAUUACAGAUCAGCUCAAGCGAGUGAACUUCACUAAGAAUAAAUAUCCUGUUUCAUUUGAUAUCAAUGGGGAUCCAGUAGCCACUUAUGAACUUGUGAACUGGCAGCUUCAGGAUGAUGCUUCAAUUGAUUUUGUCACAGUGGGUCACUAUGAUGCAUCCCAGCCGAAAGGACAAGAAUUCAGUUUAAGCAAAGCUAUCAUUUGGAAAGAUGGCAGUGAAAAGGUGCCUCUGUCUGUAUGCAGUGAGAGUUGUCCUCCAGGCACUAGAAAGGCUGCACAGAAAGGAAGACCUGUCUGCUGUUAUGACUGUAUUACAUGUGCAGAUGGAGAGAUCAGUAAUGAGACAGAUUCUUUAGAUUGCCACACCUGUCAACCUGAAUACUGGCCCAAUAAAGAGAAGAAUAAAUGUCUUCCUAAACCAGUGGAGUUUCUGUCAUGGGAUGAGAUUCUUGGGAUUAUCCUUGCUGCUUUCUCUGUUACUGGCUCUGUAUUAGCUUUAAGCAUGGCUUUAGUGUUUUAUAAAAACAGAGCUUCUGCCAUAGUAAAAGCCAACAACUCAGAGCUGAGCUUCCUGUUGCUCUUCUCAUUGACUUUGUGUUUUCUCUGUUCACUUACUUUCAUUGGUCGCCCCACUGAGUGGUCCUGUAUGUUGCGUCACACAGCAUUUGGGAUCACUUUUGUCCUCUGUAUCUCCUGUAUUCUAGGAAAAACAAUAGUGGUGUUAAUGGCAUUCAAGGCCACACUUCCAGGAAGUAAUGUCAUGAAAUGGUUUGGGCCUCCUCAACAGAGACUCAGCGUUUUUGGUUUCACUCUUGUACAGGUUCUUAUCUGUGUGGUUUGGUUAACAACAUCUCCACCUUUCCCUUUCAACAAUAUGCAAUACUAUAAAGAAAAAGUCAUUUUAGAAUGUAAUUUAGGUUCAACUGUCGGUUUCUGGGCUGUGUUGGGUUAUAUUGGCCUCCUGGCUUUCCUUUGCUUUGUUUUAGCUUUUCUGGCACGAAAGCUGCCUGAUAACUUCAAUGAAGCUAAAUUCAUCACAUUCAGUAUGAUCAUAUUCUGUGCUGUAUGGAUCACAUUUGUACCAGCGUAUGUCAGUUCACCUGGAAAAUUUACUGUAGCUGUGGAGAUAUUUGCUAUUUUAGCCUCAAGUUUUGGUCUGAUUCUUUGUAUUUUUGCUCCUAAGUGUUUCAUUAUUGUGUUCAGACCAGAUCAGAAUACUAAAAAACACUUAAUGGGUAAAGUAUCAUCAAAAGCCAUGUGA
This is a messenger RNA of Paramisgurnus dabryanus, 2571 nucleotides long. RefSeq names its product extracellular calcium-sensing receptor-like. The record is from RefSeq and is a predicted model, not a curated record. Lineage: Eukaryota; Metazoa; Chordata; Actinopteri; Cypriniformes; Cobitidae. Gene Ontology annotation, molecular function: G protein-coupled receptor activity. Gene Ontology annotation, cellular component: plasma membrane. Gene Ontology annotation, biological process: G protein-coupled receptor signaling pathway.